CAGUUUGGAAGACCCCCAGGUGAAGAAGACCUCCCGCCUGCUGCCUCCCGCAACCAUGGCUCCUACUCUCACCACAGCCCACCAGCGCCGCUGGUGGAUGGCCUGCACGGCCGUGGUAGAAAACCUCUUCUUCUCCGCCGUCCUCCUGGGUUGGGGAUCCCUCCUCAUCAUGCUCAAGUCAGAGGGUUUCUACUCCUACCUGUGCUCCCUACCAGAGAAUUCGACGGGAUCGGCCAGUUCUACCUUGGCCCCCGGGAACCAGACUGCAGCCUCGGAGCCGGAAGUGGCCCGCAUGAACGGCUGGCUCAUCUGUAAGGAGCAGGAUGAGAUGCUGAACCUGGCUUUCACCGUGGGCUCCUUCCUGCUGAGUGCCAUCACCUUACCCCUGGGCAUCGUCAUGGACAAGUAUGGGCCACGCAAGCUGAGGCUGCUGGGCAGCGCCUGCUUUGCUGUGUCCUGCGUGAUGAUCGCCUAUGGGGCCAGCAACCCAGACUCUCUGUCGGUGCUGAUCUUCAUCUCGCUGGCGCUGAAUGGCUUUGGGGGGAUGUGCAUGACCUUCACGUCUCUCACGCUGCCCAACAUGUUCGGCGACCUUCGCUCCACCUUCAUUGCCCUCAUGAUUGGCUCCUACGCCUCAUCGGCAGUGACUUUCCCCGGGAUCAAGGUGAUCUAUGACCUUGGAGUCUCCUUCAUCCUCAUCCUGCUCGUUUGGGCCGGCUGCGCAGGGCUAGUCUUCUUCAACUGCUUCUUCAACUGGCCGCUCGAGCCGUUCCCAGGUCCCGAAGACAUGGACUACACGGUGAAGAUCAAGUUCAGCUGGCUGGGCUUCGACCACAAGAUCACGGGGAAGCAGUUCUACAAGCAGGUGACAACGGUCGGCCGCCGCCUAAGUGUGGGCAGCUCCAUGAAGAACAACAAGGAGGUUGCGGCGCUGCAGGACAGCAACAAGCUGUGCUUCUCCACGGUGGACCUGGAGGUGAAGUGCGAGCCGGACAGUGCAGCCUCCCCAUCAUUCAUGCACAGCGUCUUCAGCCCCAUCCUGCUGCUCAGCCUUGUCACGAUGUGCGUCACGCAGCUGAGGCUCAUCUUCUACAUGGGUGCCAUGAAUAACAUCUUGGAGUUCCUGGUGGAGGGCGAUCUGGAGACAGUGGGUCUUUAUAGCUCCAUCUUUGGAGUCCUGCAGCUGCUCUGCCUCCUGACGGCUCCGGUGAUCGGGUACAUCAUGGACUGGAAGCUGCAGGAGUGUGACGAUGGCCCUGAAGAGACGGACAAAGGAGAUGGCAGCCCCCCGGGUGGGAAGAAGAAACCUCGCGACCGCCAGAUCCAGAAGAUCUCCAACGCCACCCGGGCUUUCGCUUUCACCAAUGUGCUGCUUGUGGGGUUUGGGGUCACUUGCCUGAUCCCCAACUUGCCUUUACAGAUCCUUUCCUUCAUCUUGCACACUGUCGUCAGAGGCUUCAUCCACUCGGCUGUCGGGGGUCUCUAUGCUGCUGUGUAUCCCUCCACGCAGUUUGGCAGUUUGACUGGGCUGCAGUCUCUCGUCAGCGCCCUCUUUGCCCUCCUGCAACAGCCCCUUUUCCUGGCCAUGAUGGGCCCCCUGGAAGGAGACCCCCUUUGGGUCAAUGUGGGGCUGCUGGGGGUGAGCAUGCUGGGCUUCUGCUUGCCUCUCUACCUCAUCUGGUACAAGCGGCAUCUGGAGCAGGAGAAGCAGCAGAAGGAUGACGAUGCCAAGCUCUUCCUCAAGAUCAACGGCACACCCAGCCAGGAAGCCUUUGUCUAGACACUUCUUCUGGACUGUGGGCCCUUGCCGCUGGGGAGGGGGCUGGCUAGAGGCCCUGGUCUUCCUCUGGUGCUGCCUGCAGCUCCCCCAUUCCCCCCCCCCCGAGGUCCCAGAGAAGCCUCCCAAGACCCUCAGAUCUCAUGGGCCUUGCUUUGGAUUUAAAAGCCACGCCACGAUGCCUCUUCCGUAGCACCACCCAGCUUGCGGCCCUCCCUGUGCCCGUGGUCUCUCUGGUGCUGGCCUCAGAGGCACCUAAUUCAAUACGGGCCUUGGUUGCUUUGCAAAGGGAAUGGGCCCCUCCCCCCUUUCUAACCCUUCCUGGCACGCACAUGCACACGACACCCAGGCGGUAGCUUGGCUCAUGUCUGUGCAGGACACAGACUCCAGCCUUGCUCCCCACCCACCCUGCUCUCCCAUUCUGGGAUGGGGGCCCUGGUCAUCUGGCAGGAGCCUGCUGGUCACACUGGCUCCAACGCCACUGGCAGAGGAGGGGAAGGCGAGCACCCCGUCUGCCUGCGUCUUGCACCUGUUCUGGGCAGGGAAGAUGGGAGGAUGUGGCCACCCCACCUCCCCCCUCUCUGCAGCCAGUUCGACAAAUGCUAGGGGAUGCAAAGCGUCUUCUCCCUCACAUCUGACUUUUCAUAGCAUGACUGAAGAGUGCAGGCUUUGCACUGGGUCAUGCAGGCGUCUUGGCUUCAGCAGGAAUUGGCCCCAAAGUCUCAAGCUUUAACUGGCCUGGCAGACUGUAAGGCAAGAAGAUUGGCACGAAUCUCGCCCCCAAAGGAGCAGGGAGCCAUAGAGGAGGGCAGCCCGGCUCCCAAACUAUCCUUUUGUUGCACGGAAGAGCCUGGGCUGGAGGUGUCUUGCAGGGAGCUCCCGGCCUCUGGAGCGCUGCUGGACACCCCUGCCCCCUCAGGCAAAAGGGAAAGUCUGGGGUGCAGUGGCAGCCAUCACCCACCGAUUGGCUCUGGCCAAGGGCAAGUUCGACCUCCUCGUGCGUGGCACAGCAGCUGCCGCCCCCUAGUGGCGGGAAUCCUCCCAGGCAAGGCACUGGUUCCCUUGCAGCAGCAGCAGCCAAGAUGCCACGGAGUGGGUUGCACAGUCUUGUCUCUCUAACAUCAAAAGAAAAACACACAACUCUA
This is a messenger RNA of Python bivittatus (Burmese python), 2922 nucleotides long. NCBI's taxonomy places the organism in Eukaryota, Metazoa, Chordata, Lepidosauria, Squamata, Pythonidae. The record is from RefSeq and is a predicted model, not a curated record.